Epinephelus fuscoguttatus (brown-marbled grouper) is the source of this 4639-nucleotide messenger RNA. RefSeq names its product SERTA domain containing 4 (gene sertad4). NCBI's taxonomy places the organism in Eukaryota, Metazoa, Chordata, Actinopteri, Perciformes, Serranidae. The record is from RefSeq and is a predicted model, not a curated record. Gene Ontology annotation, cellular component: nucleus. The transcript is spliced from 4 exons. Bases 554 to 1696 code for a protein of 380 amino acids.
GGUACCUGAACUCUUCGGCAGUAGUUGACUGGAGAGGAUGGAGCUGCGGCGCUGGUGUUGUUUUCUCCGCCACACAUUCAUCUGAACUGUCGACCCAGCCGGAGCGACGUGAGCUGCUCGGAGCCUUCUGCCCGGGAAACCACCCUGAAUGGACUACCACAGCACCGAGACAACAGCAGCCCGCCGCUUUAUUUCACUGAGGACAACACUCAACAACAGCUGUCUACAUUUGCCAGUGAGGAAAGCGCGUGGGGAUGCUUCGCGCGGGUAUAGUGAGAGAAACGCGCGCGCUUAAUGAUAAGUAUUUAGACAAGUAGCUAAUUAGCUUGUAAUUACAUAAGUGGUGUUUAAACCGCCAGUGUGGUUCGCGUGUCUGCUCCUAGGCUAAAUUUAGAACAACGCGCUGCCAGCGGAGGACACGGUAGUAUUUAUUCAGUAGGACUUUUUCAUUUUUUCAUUAACGCACCUUGGAUUUCAGUCGUUGUCACAAAGCAAGUGUGGAGCCGAGGACGAGGUCAAAACAAUUCAAGACAGACCUGAUUCAAAGAGAGAGAUGACCCUAGUUUUGUCCAUGAAUCCUUUCCUGGACCCAGAGGGAGACCCUCCGCUCUCCACAUAUCAGCCCAUAUGGGAAUCAGAGCGUUGCACUAAGAGUUGCCUGUCGAGUCCUGCCCCACCAUGCAGCUCUGAGGAGCAAUUUACACAAGAACCCCCCUGCAGGAGAGUUCCUGAUCAUGUUUCAGUAUCAAGGAUUGCAUACUUCAAGAGGAAGUUUGUUGAUGAUGACGAUGAGCCCCCCUUUAGCUUCAGGACGUACUGCCAGACUGUUGCACCCGUGUUGGAGGAGCGCGCCCAUGUGCUGCGCCUCUCCCUGGAGAAGAUGCGGUUCAUUGACGACCCUGAAGCCUUCCUCCGACGCUCCGUUCUUGUCAACAACCUCCUCCGGCGCCUGCGAGCUGAGAUUCUGCUUCAGAGUACUGACUGGUGCUUCCCACCCAGCCCUGCGUUUACCACUGGCCCCUGUGUCCCAGCACCCAGCACUAACCCUGCUCACCAGGCACUCCACGGAGCAGUACCCACCAGAAUCUGCUUAGCACCCCAAGCCGGACCGCCCUUCCGUAAGCGCUUCCGAAUGGUCCGUGGUGGACAGGGGGAUCUGCGCCCUGACUGUGCCCAGACAUGCUGUUGCAUCUACGCAGCAGCGGCCGCUGCAGGACACUACCUCCACCUCCCGUUCUCCAUGUACGACGCAGCACUCUCAACCUGCCCGUCCACACCACACUCCUCCUCUUUUUUUCAGCUAGCUAGCCAUAGUAAGUUAGGGCUGACAGUGGCCAUAGAAGAGCAUGAUGAUGAGGAUGAAGAUGUUGAUGAGGAGGAGGAAAAUGAAGAGGAGGAAGAGGAAGAAGAAGAGGAUGAUAGAAGAGAAGCUGGGCCUUCCCUUGAUGUUGUUAAAGACAAGUCAAGCCAGAAAAGUAGGACUAGGACCUUGCUGGGUCACGCACACACAAGGACAGAGGAGGACAGCUGCAUGACAGAUAGGGUAGAAGAGGAGGAGGAGGGAGAGCAGGAAGAGGAAGAGGAGGAGGAGGAGGAAGAGGGGCAGGUUGUGAGACCUUGUCAUUGGGACUCUACUGCCACAGAAAGGGAGCUCCACAAGGUGAGCUUUUGGCACCGCAGAGCUCAUAGACAAUGAUUGUGCUUUCUGAGAAGUUACUUCCAUUCUACGUGUGUUAGAAUGAAAACGUAAUGAUGACGACAACUGUCAUCAGUUGAAGAUUAUUUCUCCUCAUAGCAGAUGAAGGUGUGAGCUACCUACACUAUAAUAAUGCCAAGUCAGCUUUAUUUUAAUGGUAUAAUAUACUCAAGGUUCGCACUCAGACUCCAACUCUAUUGCUAAUGUUAUGGUCAAAUGAAAAAAAAAUACACAGGCAGUUCUUGGCCACUGUUGGCACUGGAAAACAUUUCUCAAAGAAUUAUGUAGGCUAAGGUCACAUAUGGUGGGAUCUUAAAUCCCAAAAGUGAAGUGAAGGGUCUCCAAGACUAUUUUCAAGCCCCACAGCACAAAACUAAAAGGUCUCAAGUGGGGCUUUGUAUCGGUGCACCGGUCUCGUUUCAGGACCCUAAACAAGCCUAUGAAAUGAAGGGUUGUGGAUUUUGGAGUGCGUGCUUCUGUGCGUGUAUGUGCGUGUGUGUUUGCAAGAUAAGAUGUAGCAUUUUAAAACUUGAUUUCAAGCUGUUGUUUUUAUGAAACAUGGGUUACGCAUUAUUAUGUGUGCCUGUUGAUUGUGACGCUGUCUCAGGCAAUGGCGAGCGACUGUGCUGCAGUGGCGGCACCACGUGUAUUCUUCAAAUGAUUCUAAGAGACAACAAUCAUAAACAUUGGAAAUGUUAAAUCACAAGUUCAAGUGCCUUAGUGUUUUUAUAGAUACAUGUAUAUUGUGUGUUAAUGUAAUUGUUCUUGUUACUAAGUAUCUUGCAUUCCAAGUGACUGCGUUUGACAAAAACAGGACACAGGCAUGUAGUUAAAUGCAGGGAUUCUUUUCAAAUGUCUAUGAAAGUUCAAAGCAAACUCAAUUUCCACACCCAAAAUAUGUUCUGUUUGUUUUUACUUCAAAAUGCAUGUUUUCUAGCACUCCCUGUCUUGACAAUGCACAAACUUAAAGCCAACUUUCAAGGACAGUUGCCUUGAAAAGUGAAUUGUUUUCAAAACCUCUGUUACGCUAGUUAGAAUCAACCAGAGAAGGCUUGUUACGGUUUGGCUGGUCUGUCCACUGAUGAGGCUUCACCACAAAGAAAGGUGAAGUCUAUCUGUAGCAUCACACAAUCAAAAUGGUCCUUUCUCCACAUUCGUCACAGAUGUACAUGUGUAGCACACACAGCAGGACAGGUCAGACUGAUAAAAGCUAUUCAGUGGGUUUUCAGUUAGCUCAAUUUGGAAAUAAAAGGAAUAAUUUGCCAUUUUAGGAAAUAUACUUGAAAAUAUACGCUGUUUUCCGCGAGUAAGAUGAGAAGAUCGAUACCAAAGUUAGCAAAAUCUGUUUCCCAGCACCUCUAAAGCUCACUUAUUAAUAUUUUAUAACGUUAUAUAUGUAUAAAUAUAUUAUAAAAAAUUAUUAAUUAACUCCCUGGUGUCACCACUGGUUGCUUAGCAACUAUGGGUGUAACUAUACAUUGAUCUGGUUUGAUAUAUUGAUUCAGUGAUCAUCAGUCCAAUAUUAUCGAUGCAGAGUGAAAAAAAUUGUACAUAUCGCUAUCUUUAAAAUACGCCUUUAUUUUGAAAUUGUCACCGUUUUCAUCCAAGCGCACCUUUCUUAACACUCAAACAGUGCUAGCAGCAGGCAAAUCAGCGUAAACAGCCAAGAAAAACACAAUGAUGGUAUUUACUGAUAUUGUCUCAUAUCCAUCACUGAAUUGAACCAAGAAAUAGUCAAGGCAGGUAUGACUUUAUUUACCCAAAGGGUAUGCACAGAAAAAUGUGUCUUGCCCGGCGAAUUUGAAUUGCUCAACUUCAGUAAUUGCAUUGAAAAAAUGAAUCUGAAGAACAAUGUUUGAAAUUGUUUUUUUUUUUACUUUGUAACUGAAUUCCAGUUAACUUGAAACUGUUUCUAAUAUUAUGAAAUUGAAUUCAGUUGAUCUAAAAACUAUUUGAUCCUCCUUUGAAAAUUCUACUCUCUCAAUACUCUCACAUUCAGUCUUGCUGUCUCAGAGAAAAAUUACUUUAUUUGAGUUUUGCAGCUGAUCUGUUAUCAUGGUAACAUUUUGGCUUGAGUGGGCUGGAAUGUGUCAUUUUUACACUUCGGGUGUUGCUCAGAUUAAUCAACCAAGAUAAAAUGUGUUAAUUGAGCUUUAGAGGUGCUGGAAGGCUCCUUUCUUUACCUUUAGGCUAGCUGUGUCUACCUGUUUCCACUCUUUAUGCUUAGCUAAAGAAACUGGUUGUGAUAUUGAUAUCUUCUCAUCUAACUCUCGACAACAAAAGGAAUGUUCUCCCUAUGGCAGUAUGACCUGCCUUGUUGUUGGUGCCCAGAAUCAAGCAUAAAUGACAGAGCAGAAUCACAGUGAUUGAAGGACAUUGUCAGCCUAUUAAGGUAUAAAUUGGUGACUAUAUAUAUAUGUCAUCUCAAAAUAAGAUAGAUAAAAUAGACCCAUCCCACAACAGUUCAUUUUCUACUUAACUCAAAGAAACUAAUGGAGGACAGAUACAUUACAAAACCAGUUCUAAUCUAUGAGUACGAGCCUUUGUCAUGAUGGCAUGAUCAGCUCUUUCUUUGUUGGUGUUUCUCAUUUGGUACAAGAAUUGGAUGGUCUCAGUCGGUCUGUUAGGUGGAAUUAUUCCUGCCUCGCCACUUUUGUUUUGGAUGCACAAAAUAACAGUUUGCAUCCCUAAGACUGUUUUGGCAUCAGUGAGUGACACAUCUACAGUUAGACAAGUCGAGUACCAGCCUAUUUCACUUCAUUUCUCUGAACCCUCAACGACAAAACCCAGUGAUUAUCGGUGGUAUUUUUUAAAGAUGAAAAAAUUGGACAAAGCAGUGUUUGUUUCCGAGAAGAAAACAUGUAACUGCGUUGUCUGUUAUUAAAAAACAAAAGAGCAGGUCUGCUCUGAUUAUUUUAUGUGAUGUUCUGUGACAAGUGUAAA